CUCUCCUCAGAUAGGGUGUCCCACAAUAACAAGAAUGUAACUGUCAAGUAGUUUGAUCCUCAGAUGGGGUCGACACCAAGACUGAGUGACCGACCUACCGCCAGCUGCAAUGUGAUUUUGACUUUGACUUUAUGGACUUGAAUGAGUUCAGUUGUGGGAUAUUCGCUGUACAGCAACGACGUGAGGGCAGAAGCUGAAAAGUCUAUUGCUGAGAGCUGUUACCAAGCAGCGACCAACGAGGACUAUGAAAGACUGAGGUUUAGCGUGUGAUCGUCGUGAUUUGUGAAGUGUGUAGAUUAGCGUUGGCGCUGUUAAUUGCUUCUAGUUCCGAAUCGUGUGUAUACGUAGUCAAUAAAUCCUUUCACCAAUCGGAAUCCCGUCUAUCGUCACGAACGGUCACGAAUACACGAGAUAAUAAGACUAUUAGUGUAAUAAGUAUAAUUUUUAUGAAUAAUUAUUUAAAGGUCAAAUGGGGGCCCAAAUUUUGUUCUAGCCAUUUUCUAUAAUCCAGAUUACUGUAAAUAUAUUCAUGCAGCAUCGACCAACUAAAAAUCUAUUUCCUUUUAUUCGAAGUGGGGCGAGUUUCGAAAUGCUUUGGACCGCUUAGUUGUCUGAUGUUAGUUCUGGUUUGGUGGGAGGCAAGAAAUUGUUGAAGCUGUAUGAUAGUUAGCAUUCCUACCCGUUGUACUAACGUGUCCACCUCUUUAUUUCCAUUUUUAUGUGUUAUGCACAAUGGACUACUAAAUACACUUAUAAGUGUUUGAGUAUGUUUUGUACUGCAGUUAAAUGAUCCAUGACAUUCAUACAUAGUCGGUAUCGUUGGUAUACAGAAAUGUAGGGCAAUGGCUGAUCAUGACGGUCAUGACGAUCAUGACGAUCAUAAUAUUGCAGCGAAGAAAGCAUGUACACUUGAUUACGGUGGCACGUAUGACUUUCUGUGUAAUUUAAUCGAGGUUAUUUUAGAUAUUAAUCAUUUCAGCCCUCUAAUAGUUUUGCUUUAAUAUAAAAUUAUUUGUAUUUAAGUUUACAUUGUGUUUCCUGAAUUUUGUUUUGGUUUUAAUUUAACCAACACUCCGUGUGUUAUUGAACAUAAUGAAAGGAACGUAAGAAUCUGAACGUGACCUGUACCAAUUAUUAUCAUCUGUUAUCGUGGUUGUUAUCAGAAAGGAUGAUAUUGAUAUUGUGUCCGUUGUGAUGUGUGGAGUGAUUUCUGCAAACAUUUGGUUCGAUAUGAAUGGUGGGUUAUAAAUGCAUAUAGCAAAAGCCCUGCACCGUAACAUCAAUGGUAAAUUCGGUUGGGAACCUGAGAAUCAUGGCUUCUGGCAGUGAAUCUUGGAAAGAGUGUUCAGACUGGUUGACGAGAUGUGACGUUUUGCGCCAAGAUCACAAAGCAAACUGGCCUGAAGCCUCCUGCUCGGAUUUAGCGUACACUUUGAGGGAUGGAGUUUUGUUAUGCAAUUUGUUAAAUACUUUGGAUCCAGGGUGCAUCGAUAUGAAGGAUAUUAACCAGAAGCCUCAGAUGGCACAGUUUCUCUGCCUUCGGAACAUCAAGAUCUUCUUGCAAGCCUGCCAUGAGAUCUUUGGAUUGAAACAGAGUGACUUGUUUGAGCCGUCCAUGUUAUUUGACUUGACAGAUUUUUAUCGAGUCUUGAACACCUUGUCCAAGUUAUCAAAUUGUGAAAAAGUUCAAAAGAAGAAGAUACCAGGUUUCUCUGUUCUCAAGAAUCGAAGUACGUCACAAGAGGAUAUUUAUAGAAGUUUAAAUUCAAACAGUGGGGCUGCUUUACCCACUAGCCACAGUAUGAGUUGGGAAUUCAACAAUUGUAGCUGGAUGCAGUUUACAAUCAAAUGUCCACAAUUUGAAGACAAAGAGGAAGAAAUUUACGAGGAUCUUUGUUACGUUACAUUUUCAUCUUCCUGUCCAGAGAUCACGUCCACCAUAGCACACAGUUUCGAGAAACGUGACUAUGUUAUCAAGGAACUGGUAGAAACAGAAAAGAAUUAUGUUGAUGUACUGUCAACAUUGCUUAGAUGUUUCAUGAGACCAUUAAAUAAUUUGCUCAGGGAAGAGGACAUGAAAGUUAUUUUUGGAGGCAUUAAGGAACUAUCUGAAAUCCAUGCUGGUUUCCACAGUCAGUUACGUAAAGCUGUUGCUCCAGGUAGCACUACUCGUCUUAGUGAAGUUUUCCUCAAUUGGAGGGAAAAGUUCCUGAUCUAUGGCGAUUAUUGUGCAAACCUUACAUAUGCUCAAGCUCUUGUUCAGGAUGUAUGUAACCGCAAUCAGAUUGUCAACCAGGAAGUUAUUAGAUGUCAACAGGAUGCUAAUAAUGGCAAGUUCAAGUUGCGUGAUAUCCUCUCAGUUCCAAUGCAGAGGAUAUUGAAAUACCAUUUACUUCUGGAUAAGCUUAUCAGUGAAACACUACCUAAUCAUGAGGACUACCGGGGUCUGGAGCGAGCUAAAGAAGCCAUGGUAGAUGUUGCUCAGUACAUAAAUGAUGUAAAGCGAGACAGUGACACACUGCAAAUCAUGCGAUCCAUUCAGGAAAGUAUAAUAGACUGGGACAUGCCUGAAAAUACAGAAUUGAAAGACUAUGGUCGCCUGCUGAAGGAUGGAGAGCUACGGAUAAAGGCUCAUGAUGACCAGAAGAUCAAAGUGAGAUAUGUAUUCAUUUUUGAUCAAGUCAUGCUGAUGUGUAAAUCUGUAAGGGGAGAUCAGUACAGCUAUAGAGAGUCUCUUCGUCUGUCAGAGUACAAAGUGGAAGAUAAUAGUAAUCGCCGAGUUAUGACUAAAGAUACACGAUGGAGCUUCCAAUGGUUCUUAGUGAGGAAGAGUGAACGAACAGCAUAUACCAUGUAUGCUCGCACAGAUGAGCUUAAACGCAAAUGGAUUAAGGCUAUCCAGGAGGCUCUGGAUAACAUUGAACCAAGUGGCUGCAAAAAAACUGACCACAAGUUUGUGAUGCACACAUUUGACAAGCCCACAACCUGUAGCCAUUGUAGCAAAUUUUUAAAAGGGACAAUAUUUCAAGGUUACAGGUGCGACAAGUGUUCCAUUGCAAGUCACAAGACAUGCAUUCAGUACUCUGGGCGCUGUGGACAGCCUCCUAUUCCUCCACCUCGGCCUCACCAGAGGCCUGCACCAUCUCCUCCAGAUCCAUGGCCAGACCCCAUCUUUGGAAAAUAUGUAUGGUUUGUUGGUGAAAUGGGCCGAGAGAAGGCCACGGAUCUGCUGGAUAAACAUGCAAAUGGCACAUAUUUGUUAAGAAUCCGACCCCAGGGACCUACUCACCCAAAUGAAACUGUUUAUGCUCUCAGUUUAAAGACAGAUGACAGGGUGAAGCAUAUGAAGGUAUAUGAGAAACAUAUGGGAGGAGUUCCCCAGUAUUACCUGUCAGAGUCACGCUUCUUCAAGAGUAUAAUGGAACUCAUCGCCUAUUAUGAACAGGCCAGUUUAAGUGAAAAUUUUGUUGGGUUGGAUGUUAAGCUGAAAUGGCCUUUUAGCCAAAUAAUUGCUGUUGCUGAGUUUGACUUUAACCCAGCUGAAAACAAUCAGUUGCCACUCCGGAAAGGUUGCCAGGUGACUGUUCUGAGCAAAGACGGUGUCUACAACGGCUGGUGGAAAGGCAAGAUACAGGACAGAGUUGGUUUCUUCCCGAAGGAAUAUGUCCGUGAAAUAUCCGAUUCAUAUAAUUUUCACAUGGAUUGAAGUGAGCUGAUUCUUUUUGUGUCAUUGUCAUGUCAUGUAUUGCUUUGUUUGGCCUCCAGUAAAGUGUUAUAUGCCAAGGGAUGGUGAAAUGCUGUGUUCAUGGACAGUAAAAUUUCGGCAGGCCUGCUGAAAUGAACAGGGCAAAUCUUGGCUCAAAUGAUUUUAUGUUUUAUUCUGGGGUUACCUCAAGGACAAGUACGAAUUAUGUUUAAUGUGACUGAGUAUGGCAUUGUCUUAAUUGUGUAGGAUGUUGACUCCCUUCUUGAAGUAACCACUUUCUGUGUACACAUAUACACUAACGGCAGAACAGCUCUGUUUUUUGGUUUGGAAUUCAUGAGGAUUAGUUUUGCAUUUCAGUUUGAAGCAGGUGUAUGGCUUUCCCACCUGGAGACCUGUAAUCAUUGUAGUGAUGUUGCUUUUGGUUGGGUUUUCCUGAUUCUCUUGCCAUCAACUCCUGUUUUCCUAGUAUGCGGGCAGUGAAAUGCUAGAGAAAACCCUUUAUCAUGCUGUAUUGUGUUGAUUCCAUUACUCUGCAUGUUUCUUUCAUGUUGUCCAAAUUUUAUGCCAACAGAGUAGAGGAAAAGAGAUUAAUAACUAAGUAGGGUGUUAGAAAAAGGUCUUGAUGGAAUAUACAGUGAAACCCCCAUUUGAGGUUUCUUUGGAGAACACUGGAGCUGAACACUAAACUGCAGCAAAUCUUAAUUAUAGUUAAUUUAAUACUGAAAUUAUUGACUUGGGAUAAUUAACCUUUAAGAGCCUAGCGACGCCAUAUGGGGACCUUUAAAGUAUAGCCGAGUGGCCGUGCGACACCGUAUGGGUACGCGCAGUCCACGUGUGUGCAGAGUGUUUUAAAAUCUGAUCUGAUUCUUGUUCUACUUACAUUAUUUUUGGGCACCCGCUUUAUAAGUAGACAGUCUUCCCUCCUGCAUCAUCUAACUGAAUGCAGAAUCCGACGCCGCAAUUAAUGCACUUUGUCCAUAUGUAACUCCAUUUCCCACGCGAAGAGCACACACGACACCUCACUCUCGUAUUACAGGAAGUAGGUCAGUAAUGUCCUCUAAUCGUAACGCUUAUAAAACAUCGAAAUUUCAACUAUGCACUAUGGCCCCAUUUCGCACGGGAGAAGCCGAAAUUGAGAGGCCGCUCAUAAAUCGCACCAUUCGGAUUGCGGUACAGACAAUUCUGAAGGGUCCAGGAAAGAAGAGGGAUUUGUGUGGAUAUUCCAAGAACAGUACCUCUGUGCGUUUAGUCCGACAUAUAAACAGGCAGUUUCAUAAGGACAAAGUAGGAUAAGAACUUGCCCACACUCCUCACACUCGUGUAUACAGAAAGGCAACGUGACUGGAGAAUGUGCAGUGAAAACAUAAACUUCCUCUCCUCUUGCCAAAUAAGACAUAGUCAGACAGUGUGUCAGCAGCAUGCAUUUAUACUGCAGAAACGUUUUGUGCAGAAGCUUUAUGCAUUUUUGUGGACAGACGCUCAAA
Molecule: messenger RNA, 5190 nt
Organism: Cryptotermes secundus
Lineage: Eukaryota; Metazoa; Arthropoda; Insecta; Blattodea; Kalotermitidae
Gene: Vav
Product: protein vav
Exons: 17
Coding region: 1283-3706 (807 amino acids)
Biological process (GO): regulation of GTPase activity; cell migration
Cellular component (GO): cytoplasm
Molecular function (GO): protein binding; guanyl-nucleotide exchange factor activity
Source: RefSeq, a predicted model, not a curated record